GCGUGGUCCCGAGGCCCCGCCCCCGGCGGCGCUCAGCGCCAUGGGCGAGGGGGAGCCCAGCAUGGCGCAGCAGCUGAUCAGCGGGGCCGGUUACGUGCCCGAGGACGGACUGACGGCCCAGCAGCUCUUCGCCUGCGCCGACGGCCUCACCUACAAUGACUUCCUCAUCCUCCCCGGCUACAUCGACUUCACGGCCGACGAGGUGGACCUGACGUCAGCGCUGACCCGAACCAUCACCCUGAAAACACCGCUGGUGUCAUCCCCGAUGGACACGGUGACCGAGGGGGACAUGGCCAUCGCCAUGGCCCUGAACGGCGGCAUCGGCAUCAUCCACCACAACUGCACCCCCGAGUUCCAGGCCAGCGAGGUGCGCAAGGUCAAGCGCUUCGAGCAGGGAUUCAUCACGGAGCCGCUGGUGAUGAGCCCGGCGCACACCGUGGGGGACGUGUGGGACGCCAAGGCCCGGCUCGGCUUCUCGGGGGUCCCUGUCACCAACUCGGGGCGCCUCGGGGGGCGGCUCGAGGGCAUCGUCACCUCCCGGGACAUCGACUUCCUGCGGGAGAGUGACAGGGCCACCCCCCUGGCGGAGGUGAUGACCAAGCGCAGGGACCUGGUGGUGGCCCCGGCCGGUGUCACCCUCAAGGAGGCCAACGAGAUCCUGCAGCGCAGCAAGAAAGGGAAGCUGCCCAUCGUCAACAGCCGUGACGAGCUGGUGGCGCUGAUGGCGCGCACGGACCUGAAGAAGAACCGGGAGCACCCGGCGGCCUCCAAGGACGGGCGGAAGCAGCUGCGGGUCGGGGCCGCCAUCGGCACCCGCGAGGAUGACAAGUACCGGCUGGACCUGCUGGUGCAGGCCGGCACCGACCUGGUGGUGCUGGACUCGUCGCAGGGGAACUCGCAGUACCAGCUCAGCAUGAUCCGCUACAUCAAGGCCAAGUACCCCGAGCUGCAGGUGGUGGGGGGCAACGUGGUGACGGCGGCCCAGGCCAAGAACCUGAUCGACGCCGGGGUGGACGCGCUGCGGGUGGGGAUGGGCAGCGGCUCCAUCUGCAUCACCCAGGAGGUGCUGGCGUGUGGCCGAGCCCAGGCCACGGCCGUGUACCGCGUGGCCGAGUACGCGCGGCGUUUCGGGGUGCCGGUGAUCGCUGACGGCGGCAUCCGCAGCCCCGGGCACGCCGUGAAGGCGCUGGCGCUGGGGGCCUCCACCGUGAUGAUGGGGUCGCUGCUGGCGGCCACCACGGAGGCGCCGGGCGAGUUCUUUUUCUCGGAGGGCGUGCGGCUGAAGCAGUACCGGGGCAUGGGCUCGCUGGACGCCAUGGAGCAGGGUCCUGGCAGCCAAAAACGCUACUUCAGCGAGGGGGACGCGGUGAAGGUGGCGCAGGGCGUGUCGGGCUCGGUGCAGGACAAGGGCUCCAUCCACAAGUUCGUGCCGUACCUGCUGGCCGGGCUGCAGCACGGCUGCCAGGACCUGGGCGCCCGCAGCCUCUCGGCGCUGCGGUCCAUGAUGUUCGCGGGGGAGCUCAAGUUCGAGCGCAGGACGGUGGCGGCGCAGGUCGAGGGGGGGGUGCACGGGCUGCACUCCUUCACGGUUCUGCCCCUGCCCAGAGGGGGCUGCCCUGAGGAGGGGUCCCCCCGCGCCGCCGCCCCCCGCCCGGAGCCCGCGGGGACCCCCCCGGCCCCCCGGCACCGCCGCUGUUGAUGCUGCACGGGGACCCCGGCACGGGGACACCCCCGAACCCCCCGAGCACGGGGGGGCACCUCGGGAACCCCCCGGAACUGGGGGUGCGGGGAGCCCCCAGACCCCCCCGGGGCACCCCAGGGGAGGGGGAUCCCCAGAGCCCCCGGAAAUGGGGGAGAGAGACCCCCGAACCCCCCCGGGGCACCACGAGGGUGCGGGGGCCGAGAGGGGGGGGGGAUGCAGGGACCC
Molecule: messenger RNA, 1927 nt
Organism: Catharus ustulatus (Swainson's thrush)
Lineage: Eukaryota; Metazoa; Chordata; Aves; Passeriformes; Turdidae
Product: inosine-5'-monophosphate dehydrogenase 1a-like
Exons: 16
Coding region: 41-1699 (552 amino acids)
Biological process (GO): GTP biosynthetic process
Cellular component (GO): cytoplasm
Molecular function (GO): IMP dehydrogenase activity
Source: RefSeq, a predicted model, not a curated record